AUGGACAGAAAAGUGACACAGGAUGGGACUCCUGUGGUCUCCUGGGUCCCUGAGGAAGGAGAGAAGUUGGAUCUGGAAGGCGAGGACCAGGUGAAGGAUCGGGGCCAAUGGACCAACAAGAUGGAGUUUGUGCUGUCAGUGGCCGGGGAGAUCAUUGGGCUGGGCAAUGUCUGGAGGUUUCCCUAUCUCUGCUACAAAAAUGGAGGUGGGGCCUUCUUCAUUCCCUACUUCAUCUUCUUCUUCACCUGUGGCAUUCCGCUGUUCUUCUUGGAGGUGGCGCUGGGCCAGUACACCAGCCAAGGGAGCGUCACGGCCUGGAGGAAGAUCUGCCCCCUCUUCCAGGGCAUUGGUCUGGCAUCGGUGGUCAUUGAAGCCUAUUUGAACAUCUACUACAUCAUCAUCCUUGCCUGGGCUCUCUUCUACCUGUUCAGCUCCUUUACCUCCCACCUGCCCUGGACGACCUGUACCAAUUCCUGGAACACAGAGCGUUGCAUGGACUUUCUGAACCACUCAGAAGACAGCACAGCGAUCCCCUCUGAAAACUUCACCUCACCUGUCAUAGAAUUCUGGGAGAGACGUGUUCUGGGCAUCACCUCGGGCAUCCAUGACCUGGGGGCCCUGCGCUGGGAGCUGGCCCUGUGCCUCCUGCUGGCCUGGAUUCUCUGCUACUUCUGUAUCUGGAAGGGGGUCAAGACCACAGGCAAGGUUGUUUAUUUCACAGCCACGUUCCCCUACUUGAUGCUGAUCAUCCUACUGAUCCGAGGCGUCACCCUCCCCGGAGCCUACGAGGGCAUCAUCUAUUACCUAAAGCCAGAUUUGCUUCGUCUCAAGGACCCCCAGGUGUGGAUGGACGCAGGCACCCAGAUCUUCUUCUCCUUUGCCAUCUGCCAGGGGUGCCUGACAGCCCUGGGCAGCUACAACAAGUAUCACAACAACUGCUACAGGGACUGCAUCGCGCUCUGCUUCUUGAACAGUGCCACCAGCUUCAUGGCUGGUUUCGUGGUCUUCUCCAUCCUGGGCUUCAUGUCCCGAGAGCAGGGGGUGCCCAUCUCCGAAGUGGCCGAGUCAGGUCCUGGUCUGGCCUUCAUUGCCUUCCCCAAGGCUGUGACUAUGAUGCCUCUGUCCCAGCUGUGGUCCUGCCUUUUCUUCAUCAUGCUCAUAUUCCUAGGGCUGGACAGCCAGUUCGUCUGUGUGGAGUGCCUGGUGACGGCCUCCACGGACAUGUUCCCCAGGCAGCUCCGGAGGAGCGGGCGGCGAGAGCUCCUCAUCCUGGCCAUCGCAGUCAUAUGCUACCUGAUCGGGCUCUUGCUGGUCACCGAGGGUGGGAUGUAUAUCUUCCAGCUGUUCGAUUAUUACGCUUCCGGUGGCAUAUGCCUGCUCUUCCUCGCGCUGUUUGAAGUCAUCUGCAUCAGUUGGGUGUAUGGCGCCAAUCGUUUCUAUGACAACAUUGAGGACAUGAUCGGCUACCGGCCAUGGCCCCUGGUGAAGAUCUCCUGGCUCUACCUGACCCCUGGACUUUGCCUGGCCACUUUCUUCUUCUCCUUGAGCAAGUACACACCUCUCAAAUACAACAAUGUCUACGUGUACCCUCCCUGGGGAUACUCCAUAGGCUGGUUCCUGGCUCUCUCCUCCAUGGUCUGCGUCCCGCUCUUCGUCAUCAUCACCCUCCUGAAGACCCAGGGAUCCUUUAAGAAGCGCCUGCGACAGCUCGUCACCCCUGACCCCAGCCUGCCACAGCCCAAGCAGCACCUCUAUCUGGAUGGUGGCGCCAGCCAGGACUGCAGGCCCUCUCCCACAAAGAGGGGACUCAUAACUGGGGAGGAGACCCACUUGUAGGAUGUGGCCAGAAGCCAGGUGGUUGCUGAGCCUGGAGCCUCAGUCAGGACCACCUCUACCCCCAGUGGACAGCCACCACCUCUGUCCCCUUCCACAGCACUGCCAAGAACCUCUCGAUGUCCACGGGCACCCCAGCUGCAGGCCAGACUCCUCUCC
This is a messenger RNA of Talpa occidentalis (Iberian mole), 1992 nucleotides long. RefSeq names its product solute carrier family 6 member 12 (gene SLC6A12). The transcript is spliced from 14 exons. Gene Ontology annotation, biological process: neurotransmitter transport; sodium ion transmembrane transport. The coding region runs from base 1 to 1836 and encodes 611 amino acids. Gene Ontology annotation, molecular function: gamma-aminobutyric acid:sodium:chloride symporter activity. The record is from RefSeq and is a predicted model, not a curated record. Gene Ontology annotation, cellular component: plasma membrane. NCBI's taxonomy places the organism in Eukaryota, Metazoa, Chordata, Mammalia, Eulipotyphla, Talpidae.